Molecule: messenger RNA, 5816 nt
Organism: Toxotes jaculatrix (banded archerfish)
Lineage: Eukaryota; Metazoa; Chordata; Actinopteri; Toxotidae
Gene: dlgap1b
Product: discs, large (Drosophila) homolog-associated protein 1b
Exons: 10
Coding region: 1-3063 (1020 amino acids)
Biological process (GO): signaling
Cellular component (GO): glutamatergic synapse; postsynaptic specialization
Molecular function (GO): molecular adaptor activity
Source: RefSeq, a predicted model, not a curated record
AUGACAAUGAAAGGCCUGUCCAGCAGCCGUAGUCACCACCACACGGUGACCUGCGACCCCUCUUACGACUCCAUGACCCUGGGGCACUCAGAUCGUCGGUCCUACUUCCUCAACCCUGGGGAGACUCACCCUGCUGACCACCCCUGCUACAACCAGCGCAACUCCUUCCAGUCUGAGUGCAACGCGUACCCUGAUCUGGCCAGCUGCACCUUCCCCCGCAGACAUUACAGUUCCCACCAUGAGCUGAAGGAGGAGUGUGGCGCUGUAGUGCCUUAUACAGGGCCAACAGGGAGUAGUAAGGGAAGUGGAGGAGGUGCAGGAAACAACAACCGUAUCCCCUCUAACCUGCUGGAGCAAUUUGAGCGCCAGGCACCGGUGCGGCGUGAAGGCUACCACACGCUGCAGUACAAACGCACUGCGGUAGAGCACCAACGCAGUGACAGCCCUGGUCGGAUCCGCCACCUUGUUCACUCUGUCCAGAAGCUCUUCACCAAGUCCCACUCCCUGGAGGGGCCCUCGGGGACUGGAGGAGGAGGGAGUGGGAGGAUGAAUGGCAGCAAAUCCAGUCCUGAUGAUCCUCCUUCGUCUUCUGGCACCCUGAAGCACAGCAAGCGCAGUAAAAGCAAAGACCGUUCAAAGUCAGAGCCUAAGAUGCGCACUGCCAUCUCAGGCUACUGGAGCUCUGAUGACACACUUGACCGGGAGAUGUGCCUCUACCACCAUCACCACGGGGGCAGCUGUGGAGGCCUGCCCUCUGGGGUCAUGACUAUGGGACGUCACCCAGACAAAUCUCAGUCGCAGUAUUUUAUGGAGUCCUAUAACACUAUCAGCGCUCACUCUCUCAAGACAUCGCGCAGCAACAACGAUGUGAAAUGUUCGACGUGCUCUGGGGGCAGCAGCGGAGGGCUGCCGCUGGUGGGCACGCUGGAUGGCCAAGUGCAGCUGAAGAAGAGCUCUUGGUCUUCAACUCUGACGGUGAGCAGAGCAAGAGAGGUCUACCAGAAGGCCUCAGUCAACCUAGAUAAAGCUCUAGUGAAAGCAGAGCAGGGGCGCACCUGCCACUUCCUACAGGUGCCUCAGGAUGACUGGAGCAGUUUCUCUCCGCUGGGAAAGGAUGAUGAAAUCCCGUGCCGGCGGAUGCGCAGCGGCAGCUACAUCAAGGCCAUGGCAGAAGAAGACAGCGGCGAUUCGGACUGCAGCCCCAAACCCUCACCCAAGGUUCAGGCACGGCGAGCGAGCUACCUGAAGGCCACGCAGCCGUCCCUCACAGAGAUGACCACGCUCAAGAUUUCUACAGAGCACUCGCCCAAGCUGCAGAUCCGGAGUCACAGCUAUCUGCGGGCGGUGAGUGAGGUUUCCAUCAAUAGGAGUCUGGACAGCUUGGACCCAGCAGGGCUGCUGGCCUCGCCUAAAUUCCGCUCACGAAACGAGAGCUACAUGAGAGCCAUGAGCACUAUCAGCCAGGUGAGCGAGGUGGAGGUGAACGGGCAGAUCGAGGCGGUCUGUGAGUCAGUGUUCAGUGAGAUGGAGUCGCAGGCGGUGGAUGCCCUGGACCUGCCCAUGCCUGGCUGCUUCCGCAUGCGGAGCCACAGCUACGUGCGUGCCAUAGAGAAAGGCUGCUCGCAGGAAGAGGAGGAGGGAGGUGUCACAGUGGGCAGCAGGAGGACCAACUCACCCCCGCGCACUACCACCACAGUCAGGACCAUCCAGAGCAGCACAGUGUCAUCAUGCAUCACCACCUACAAGAAGACACCUCCCCCAGUCCCACCACGCACCACCCCAUCCAAACCUUUCAUAUCCAUAACAGCCCAAAGCAGCACAGAGUCUGCCCAGGAUGCUUAUAUGGACGGCGGCUCCGGCCCACGGACGGGAAUCAGCUCCCAACCGGGCCUGUCCAACUCCACAGAGAGCAUCGACAGCAUGAAGGCCCUGACAGCAGCCAUAGAGGCGGCUAACGCUCAGGUGCACGGCCCCGCCAGCCAGCACGUCACCAACAGCACCAUCACCAUCACUGCCACCGCCACCACCUCCGCCGUCGCGCACGUCUCCGCAGACAACAAGGCGCAGAGGGAAGCGCUCCGCAAGUGCCUCUCCAUAGGGAUCCAGGUGGACCCAGAGGAAGGAGGGCCCACAGAGGAGCAGUCUAAAUUCCAGUCGAUAGGAAUUCAGGUGGAGGAUGAGCGAUGUUACCGCAGGAUGACCCGCUCCAACAGCGUAACCACGGCUGUGCAGGCUGACCUCGACGACCCCAGGGAUGCCCCAGAGCUGCCACCGCGUCACUGUGCCACCAUGCCCCGCCAGCACUCCCGCGAUGCUGCCACCUCAACCGUCAGCAUCCAAGGCUCGGGGAACCACUACCACGCCUGUGCUGGGGAUGACUACGGGGAGGUGGGGUUCGACCCGUCCAUCCUGCCCCCUCCGGACCCCUGGAUGGACAGCGUGGCCGAGCCAGAGGUGGAGGCUUUGGAGGCUGUCGGCCGAUUGGUGUGCCCCCGUGACGGCCGCUGGUUCCUCAAGUUGCUGCAGGCCGAGACGGAGCGUAUGGAGGGCUGGUGCAGACAGAUGGAGAAGGAUGAGAUGGAGAAUGAGCUGCCUGAUGAGAUCCUGGGGAAGAUCCGCAGUGCAGUGGGGAGUGCCCAGCUGCUGAUGUCCCAGAAGUUCCAGCAGUUCCGGGAGCUGUGUGAGGAGAAUCUGAACCCAAACGCACACCCACGGCCUGUCUCCCAGGACCUGGCAGGUUUCUGGGACAUGCUCCAGCUGUCAAUCGAGAACAUUAGCCUGAAGUUUGAUGAACUCCACCAACUCAAAGCCAACAACUGGAAACCUCUGACCCCCCCAGAAAUUCAGGAGAGAAGGAUGCCCCCUCCCGUGCCAAAGAAGCCCCAGAAGGGCCACCCUCCCCUGGCUAGGGACCGCUCGCUGGAGAGCUCUGAGCGCCAGCGUCUGGAGGCUCGCAAACGCCUGCUAGCUGCCAAACGUGCCGCGUCGGUUCGGCAGAGCUCUGCCACCGAGAGCGCAGACAGUAUCGAGAUCUAUAUCCCCGAGGCUCAGACCAGACUAUGAGACACGCAAACUUAUGUACCUACACACAUGCCCAACACACUGUCCCAUACUCACAAUAGCACUGAAUGGUAAGGCUAGGGUGCUAACAUUACAUAAUAAUAUUUUUUGUGGACUUCCAAGAUCACUGUGGAGUCAGUCACUACGGAAGUCGUUUGAACAAGAAAUGUACAUUUACAGUAUUUAUUUAUUUAUUUAUCUGCCCCCCUUCCUCAUUUCCUUUCCCCAGCUUUGAUGUAGCACUCCCUUUUUCCUUCGUACCGCCACCAGCCCCCUCACUCCCAAAGAAGUCUCUUAUAAAUCCUUUGUUUUAAGUGACCUGAUAUUACAAGAGUAAGCCAGGUGUAGCACAGCAGAAAUGCUUCACAUUAAUGUGUUUCAGAAUUACAGGAAACCUGGAAGGGAGCAUGCAUGUGCAUGUGGAGCGUGUGUUUGCAUAUACAUGCAUACACACAGAGAAACCUAUGAGUGAUGUCUUUGAUCUGAUCUGCUCAGAUCAAAUUCAUCAGAUCAAAUGGAGAAACCAGACCAGACCUAUUAACCGGUUUUAAGUUGCUUUUAUUUUUUAUAUUUUCACCAAAAUCCCAUGAUCUGAUUCUGAAACUACUAUAAGCUCGCAAGUUUUGUUUUGUGCAAUGCAGUUAAACAUUAGAAGAGAAUGGUAAACAGACCCGACAAGGAAAUUAUAGUGUCAGUUUGCAGUUCACAGUUAGCCAUCUGCCUGAAAAUGGCUCUUUCGAGUGGCAGGAGGCCAAACCUGUAGGAAAGGUCAAGAGUCGAGUCAGAUGUUGCUCCUCCAGGUGAGGCAAAGUGGCUUUAGAGCCAGGAGCGACUUUUGAGGGCUCUGCAAAGAGUGCAUUUCACUAAAACGAAUCACUGUUUUAAAAUGCCACAAACCUAACCUGCGUGUGUGAGUGAGAGGAAGACUAUGAGUGAGAGAGAGAGAGAGAGAGAGAGAGAGAGAGAGAGAGAGAGAGAGAGAGAGAGAGAGAGAGAGAGAGAGAGAGAGAGGAGACUGUGUGGGUGUGUUUUGAUUCACAUGUUCAUUUCAAAAGUGCUUCCUAUAUUUCUGGGGCUGAAGGGUCCUGGGUGUAAUUGAUUAUUAAGGUAGCAGUAUCAACAAACCUGUAAACAAACCACCCAUCUCGUCUCAUUUGAAACUGAGCAAAACAUGUUUGUAUAAAGGACAUAUAAUGACAUGACAUGCAUGCUGACACAAGGUAACUGAUAUUUUUUGUCCUUUUUUUUUUUUAACAGGUUUAAUCCUUUCUCAUGUUGCAUUCAAGCUCUUCUGUGUUACAGACUAAGCUAAAAUACUGAUAUUUGGUACAAUACUGGUAGUUGUACUAUAUUUUAUUAUGUCAUUUUUAGACAAGAGAGGUUUAUUGACAGUAUUGAGACUAAAGGACUGAAAAGGGACUAUUUCCUCCUCACUGUGUGUGCACUAUCUCUGCCUCCAAAUGAAGCAAUUAUUUGAAGGUCAUACAAAAAAAAUCCAAUUUCUAAUAUUUUGUAUUCAUGUUUAAUUUAUUGAUUAGAAGAACAAUGACUGUUUAUUGACAUUGUGAUUAUUAUUAUUAUGCACUGACAACAAGGCCCUUAUACUGUGUUUAUGUUUUAUGUAUGUUGGUUCUUUAGCAUGACAGGCAACGUUUUUUUUUUUUUUUUUUUUGUCUUUUCUGUUUCAGUGAUCAGCCUUAAUUUCUAAUAUGAUAGUUGAGCACAACAGCAGUCUCAGGGGAAGAAGUGUGUAUGUGUGUGAGUGUGUGUGUGUGUGUGUGUGUGUGUGUGUGUAUGUGUGUGUGUGUGUGAGUGAGACUGAGGAAGGGAGAGAGUGUGACUGACUUCAUGUGACUGUGUGUGACCCAUGGCUUUGUCUCUUACUGUAUAUAACCCCAGUCACUAAGAUAGGCCAUGUUCUUAAAUAAAGGAAGUAGUGAUCAUGACAUCUCUUAAAUGAUGUUCCUGUUGAACAUCGCAGCCCUACUUACUUCAGUGUAACAAGGUAUUUCUGUCAGCUGCUUGAAUGUGGAGACAAUCCUGAGCCAGUUUACCAUCACGUUCGUUUUAAUAACAGAAUAGCAGGACUUUGGUGUGCUAGUCCAAUUCUCUGUAUUGAUUUGACAAAAGUUUUGUGCCAUUGGAUAACUAUAGGUAAAGCUAUACUCCUGCUAUUUGUCCCUAUUGAACGCUUCCUGAAGACUUCAGUGAGAGACGUUUGUUUGUGAAGCCACUCAAGUGAUGAAGUAACCGUGCAGUAUGAUUUGUAUUUCCUUUAGUUGGUCGAUAUAAAUUUUUGAGAGGGUGCAUAAAAGUAACAAUACUUAACACCAUUUUAUGUAGAUGCUCAUUUUAGAAUCUUUUUUUUUUUUUUUUUACUUUGGAACUUGUAUUUGAAAUUAAACUGUCUGUCAAAUGACUGAUUUCUUAUUUAUGUUUAUUAUAUUAACAUAUCAAUAUAAUACUCCUGGUAUAGCAGGGAGUUAGAAACCAGAAUGUUGGAUUGUGGUUAAUUGCUAAUCUCAAAAGACACUCCAGCAAUCCUGGCAAUUCUGAAGCUUGUGAUGUAGUUAUAUUAAGAGAAAAACAUUCAAAUAAACAUUUGUACAUAAAUGAAUGUUUCCCUAUGUAAAUGUAAGCUAAAAAAAAAUCCAGUCAAAUAACAUAUUAAGCAGAUAUACAUUUUGUAAUUAAUGUUAUUACACUGUUGAUGUUAUGGCACGUGUAUGAGCUCUUAUCAGCAUUAAAAAAAAAAA